AACGAGAGAUUGAUGAUAUAAACUCAUUGAAACGAAACCAAACCCAAAAACGUAAUACCACACUCAUCAUACGUAACUGAAUCAAUCAACUACUAUCCCUUCAUUUCACCAAUCAAAAUUUAUUAAUAUUAUUAUAUAUAUUCAUUUUUCUCACUCUAUCAAAUUCAAAAUAUUUAAAAAAUUCGAAAAAGGUGAAAAAGAAUGGCAGCAAUUGGGAAAUGCACCACUGUUGUUUCGUUUGUUCCGAGUUUCUCUUUUAUUAUUAAUCACAGAUCAUACAGACACUUUUUUCUAUUAUCACUAUUUUCUUUUACCAUUAUUUUUUGUUUUUGCUAUUCCCCAAAUCUAACCACACAUCUCAAUCAUCACACUCCCUUUUCUCCGAAUAGGGUUUCUCGAUUGUUUCUGAUUGUGGAUUUCGGGUUUUCGGGAGCGAGGGUUUUUGCGAAUGUGAGCUUUAACUUCAGCUAUGGAGGGUUGUUUUCAAGGAGAGGAGAACAAGGUUAAGCGCAAAAUGAAGUCUGCUUCACAGUUGGAGAUUCUGGAAAAAGCAUAUGCUGCGGAGCUUUAUCCAUCUGAGGCGUUGAGGGCUGAGUUAUCUGUGAAGUUGGAUUUGUCUGAUCGUCAGUUACAGAUGUGGUUUUGUCACCGGAGAGUGAAGGAUAGGAAGGUUUCGCCGAUGAUUAAUAAGGCUGCUGCGCCGAGUUUGGCUCCAAUGGGAGAGGAGGGUGUUGAGCAAAUAGCAGUUGCUGAUGAUGUUAUGCAUGAUUCUGGGUUGGUUUCUAUUCUGAGGCCAAUUGGUCAUGUGGAUGCACAGCGGGUUGUGACACAGUAUGGGGUGAUGGAAAGCAGUAGUUACCAUGAAGCUCAUCAGACAUUGCAGGAGCUGCGAGCUGUUGCGUUGGUGGAAAGACAGUUGGGGGAGACAUUAAGAGAGGAUGGACCUAUUCUCGGGAUGGAGUUUGAUUCCUUGCCGCCGGGUGCAUUUGGUGCACCAUUAGGGGCAGUGGCAAUGGGACAAAACAGCCAAUCUGAAUGGCCUGUUGAGGCAAAAGUUUAUGAACAUCUGGAUAAGGGCAUUUCAAGGACUCUCCAUGAAUAUCAAUUUAUUCCAGAGCAGCCAACUGUUAGAAAUGAGAUAUAUGAGAGAGAUACUACAUCUGUUCACUUUAGUUCUCUUGAUGGUGUUCCCCAUUCUAGUGGGCUGUCUUUCCUUAAUGGGAAUGAAUCUGCACCUAAGGUGUAUGGAGUUCAAGGUCAGAAGAUACCUGGUCUAAAUCUUUUGUCUGAGUCUCAGCAAGGUAGGCCAAAUCAUCUUAUGCUUUCUGCUUCAGGAGGGAAUGAUGAUGUUCCACGAAAGAACCCAUCGACACCAUUUGUCGAUGUAACUCUUGACACUCAAAGGGGGGCUCACCAAGUAACUCUGAUUAACACCCCUCUAGUGCUAUCUGAUAGGAGCGUUAUCUAUGAUAGGAGCGUUAUCUAUGAGGAGGAACUUUCAAGGUUUCAAAGGAAGCGAAAGAAUGAAGAGGCUAGAUUGCAACGGGAACUUGAAGUGCAAGAGAAAAGAAUUAGAAAAGAACUUGUAAAACAGGAUAUUCUAAGACAAAAGAGAGAGGAGCAAAUAAAGAAAGAUAUGGAGAGGGAAGAACGUGAAAGGCAGAAGGAAAAGGAAAGGUACCUUAGAGAACAGAAGCGCGAGCAAGAGCGACAGGAAAAGUUUUUGCAGAAGGAAUCAAUCAGAGCUGAGAAACUGAAACAGAAGGAAGAACUACAGAGGGUGAAGGAGGCGGCAAGGAUUAAAGCUGCAAGUGAGAGAGCUAUUGCCCGCAGAAUGGUAAAAGAUGCAAUAGACCUUAUUGAAGAUGAACUUCUGGAACUCAUGGAAUUAGCUGCAUCAAAGAAGGGGCUAUCUUCAAUACUGGCUCUUGACUAUGAAACUAUGCAAAAUCUUGAAUCAUACAGAGAUGGGCGUACUUCCUUCCCACCCAAGUCUGUACAGUUGAAAAGAGCUUUUUCAAUUCAACCUUGGGCAGAUUCUGACGAAAAUGUUGGAAAUCUUCUGAUGGUUUGGAAGUUCUUGGUUACCUUUGCUGAUGUUUUUGGAAUAUGGCCAUUUACAUUGGAUGAGCUUAUACAAGCUUUUCAUGAUUAUGACCCUAGGUUGUUAGGUGAGAUCCAUAUUGCUCUUCUGAGAUCCAUUAUAAAAGAUAUUGAAGAUUUUGCAAGAACACCCACUACUGGAUUAGGAGCUAACCAAAAUAGUGUUACGAACUCUGGUGGGGGGCAUCCACAGAUAGUUGAAGGGGCAUAUGCAUGGGGUUUUGAUAUAAGAAAUUGGCAGCGGCAUUUAAAUCCGUUAACAUGGCCAGAGAUUUUGCGACAAUUUGCAUUGUCAGCUGGAUUUGGGCCUCAAUUGAAGAAACAGAAUAUUGAGCCAUUGCAUCCUAGCAACCAUGAGGGUAAUGAUAGUAAAGAUAUAAUUUCUAGUCUACGAAAUGGAGCUGCUGUUGAAAAUGCGGUUGCUAUUAUGCAAGGGAAAGGUUUAUCUAAUCCAAGAAGAAAUAGGCAUCGUUUGACGCCUGGAACUGUUAAAUAUGCUGCAUUUCAUGUGCUUUCUUUGGAAGGAAGCAGAGGCCUCAAUAUAUUGGAAGUUGCAGACAAGAUUCAGAAAUCUGGACUACGUGAUCUUACAACUAGCAAAACACCAGAGGCUUCUAUAUCUUCUGCUUUGUCUAGGGAUACAGAACUAUUUGAAAAGACAGCUCCUUCAACAUAUUGUGUACGUCCUGCAUACAGAAAGGACCCAGCUGAUUCUGAAGCAAUUUAUUCAGCUGCCAGGGAAAGAAUCAGGAUAUUCAAAAGUGGGUUCGUGGGUGCAGAAGAAGCUGAUGAUGGUGAAAGGGAUGAAGAAUGUGAAACUGAUGUGGCAAAAAAUCCUGAGAAUGAUAAAUUAAGAGUUCAAACAAAUAUGAAAAAGAAGGUCUCAAGUCAUGAGGAAUUUAAUGCAAACACUAUUGUGAGAAGUGGGAAGGACAAUGGCGAGGUUUUGCAAACUCCUGAUAGUUGCCAUGAGAAAGUGGAUUACGGGUUAGGAUCAACUGCUGAUGGAGGCUUCAACGAGCAGAAAGAUGUUUGUAGAUCUAGUGAAAUUGCUGUUUGCAGCAAUGGCGUUGCUAAUCCUAUUCUAAAAGGCAUAGAUGUUGAUGAAAGCACUCUUGGUGAACCAUGGGUACAAGGGCUUAUGGAGGGAGAGUACUCAGAUCUUAGUGUAGAGGAGCGUCUUCACGCUCUUGUUGCUUUGAUUACUGUGGCAAUUGAAGGGAAUUCUAUUCGUGUUGCACUUGAGGAACGUCUAGAAGCCGCAAAUGCUUUAAAGAAGCAGAUGUGGGCUGAGGCACAACUUGAUAAACGCCGUAUUAAAGAGGAUUAUUUUGUUAAAAUUCCAUCUUUCUCAAAUUUGGGAAACAAGAGUGAACCAGCUGUUACAUUUCCAUCAGUAAGGGGUAAAGAGUGCCCAGUGCAUAUUGUUGAAGUUGAAAAUGAGAAGGCUUUACUCACUCCCUGUGACCAGCAUGAACAGAUAAAUUCACUGCAGGAAAAUCAAAAUCAUCUGCAGAAUUCAUUAGAAGCGAACUUGCAGAGGCUAGAUUGUUCCACUGGCCCAGACAAUUAUUCUCUUCAACGAUCUAUUUACGCUGCUGAAAAAUCAAGGUCGGGUUUUAAAUCAUAUAUUGGUCAAUUGGGGGAACAAACUUUCAUGUGUAGAUCAUUGCCUCUCGGUUUGGAUCGAAGACGAAACCGAUACUGGCAAUUGAUCACUUCUGCUUCUCAAAGCGAUCCAGGUUGUGGCAGGAUUUUUGUGGAAUUGCAUGAUGGCUGUUGGAAGCUGAUUGAUUCUGGAGAGGGUUUUGAUGCUCUAUUGGCAUCAUUGGAUGUACGUGGAAUCAAGGAGUCCCACUUGCAUAUGAUGUUGCAAAGAAUUGAGAUAUCCUUCAAAGAAUCUGUUAGAAGAAAUGUCCAAAAUGAAAUGAAGAUGCAAAAUGGAGACACUGUCGAAAAACUCAAGACAGAAGCAGUUGAAAUGGCCACAGACGAAGAUUGCGGUACUAAUAUUUACUGUCCUACUUCUGUCUGCAUGGUUGAUUUGAACACAUCAGUGGCCUCUACAUCUUUUACGGUUCAGCUUGGGAGAAAUGAAGUUGAGAACAAAGAUGCUUAUAUGAGAUAUUGGGACUUUGAGAAAUGGAUGCGAAAGGAAUGUCUAAAUAGCUCAGUAUCAUGUGCAAUGAAGUUUGGGAAGAGAAGGUGCAACGAACUACUUCUCAUGUGUGAUUUGUGCCAUCAUGUCUAUUUCUUUAGAGGAACACCAUGUCCUUCAUGCCAUAUUGCUCGUUCUGAAGACAAAAUGAAGACCGGCCCUCAUUUUUUUCUUGAUUCAUCCUCUUCUCCAUUGAGGAUGAGAUUGCUCAAAAUCCUCUUGUCAGUUGUUGAGGCAUCUCUUCCUCAAGAAGUUCUUCAACCUUUUUGGACAGAGAGGUACAGGAAGUCCUGGGGUUCAAAGCUGGAAGAUUCAUCAUCAACUGAAGACAUUCUGCAGAUGUUGACUACAUUGGAAUGUGCUACAAAAAGGGAGUAUUUGGCUUCAGACUACGAAACUACCAGUGAGCUGUUAGGUUCUGUUUGCUCUCCUGGAUGUCAUCCUAAUGAUAUCAUUGGUAGUGAAAGGAUACCUGUGCUUCCAUGGGUGCCAUGUACAACUGCUGCUUUGACACUAAGGCUCAUGGAACUCGAUGCAUGCAUCUUUUACACUUCACAACAAAAGCUAGAGUCCGAGAAGGAUAAACAAAUUGGAAUUGUUAUAAAGCUUCCAUCAAAAUCUGCUGCUGUCAAAAUUUCCUACAAUGCUGGUGCGACUGAAUCUUCAUUACAGGCUAAGCAUACUGUAGAGAACUGGGGUGCUCUUGGUGCUGGCCUCGAGAGCUACAGCAGAGGACAAAGGACUCGGCAAGGCAGCAACCACUCUCAUGGUCAAAGAUCACAGGGAAGAGUUGCUAGUUCAAGACCCACUUCCAGAAAGAGAAGCACUACAUCCAACAGCAGGAGAAUAGGAAAAUUACAUGGAUGGAAAGGGACACCGUACAGACAAGGACGCGUUCGUGGUCGGAGGAGCAUUAGAAGCAGGCAGAAACCAGCAGCCAAGAUGAAUGUGAUUAAUGAUGAGAGAGAUACCACAAAAGACAUCAUGGAGAAAACACUAAUCUUUGUCAGAGAGGUAAUUAAUGAAGACGAAACAGAAGCCAAUGUUCUAAAUGGUAGCAAUUCGGAAAGAUCAGACUAUGAAGGUGGUCUUUGUCGAGCAACAGGAGAUGAGUGUGAUUAUUUGUUAGAUAAUAACAAUGAUGGAUAUCGGGGUGGAUUUAGUGGGAAAUCUGAGAAUCUAAUUGAACAGAGCCACUAUAAUGUAGAUGAUGAGGAAGAUGUGGAUAUGGAUGAUGAUGUCGAUGAUGACAUCGAAGAUGGGCAGGCGGAUCUUGAUGUUCCAGAUUAUAUAAUUGGCGGGGACUCAAAUGCAGGGUACAGUAGAGAAGAAAAUGCAGAGAAAACUGAGGGUCCAGAUGGUGUUGGUUCUACAUCAUUUGAUUGCAGUGAUUAAAUGUAGCACAUAAUGUAUGUAGCAUAAAGUUGUAAUUUUAUUUAGUAAUUAUGUAGGAAUAGGCCAAAUAUCAGGUGCUUGAAUGUGAAUGAUGCAAAAUUAUGAAAGAAAAUUCGUCUCUUAUGUUUGUA
Molecule: messenger RNA, 5787 nt
Organism: Lathyrus oleraceus (garden pea)
Lineage: Eukaryota; Viridiplantae; Streptophyta; Magnoliopsida; Fabales; Fabaceae
Product: homeobox-DDT domain protein RLT2
Exons: 18
Coding region: 470-5656 (1728 amino acids)
Biological process (GO): regulation of transcription by RNA polymerase II
Molecular function (GO): DNA binding
Source: RefSeq, a predicted model, not a curated record